Molecule: messenger RNA, 2403 nt
Organism: Dama dama (fallow deer)
Lineage: Eukaryota; Metazoa; Chordata; Mammalia; Artiodactyla; Cervidae
Gene: SCG2
Product: secretogranin II
Exons: 2
Coding region: 136-1977 (613 amino acids)
Cellular component (GO): secretory granule
Source: RefSeq, a predicted model, not a curated record
AGUCAGGCGCGGCGGCUCUCUAUAAGCCGAGGAGCUGUCCGGGUGCUGAAACGGUCCGAGCCGCUCAAGCCGCGGACCUGGAGGAAUAUGCUGUGGACUUCCUCUGCCAUAUAAAUAAGAGGAAAUCUUUCAAACAUGGCAGAAGCUAAGACUCACUGGCUUGGAGCAGUCCUGUCUCUCAUCCCUUUAAUUUUCCUCCUCUCUGAAGCUGACGCUGCUUCAUUUCAGAGAAACCAGCUGCUUCAGAAGGAACCAGAUCUCAGAUUGGAAAAUGUCCAAAGGUUUCCCAGUCCUGAAAUGAUCAGGGCUUUGGAGUACAUAGAGAAGCUCCGACAACAAGCUCACAAAGAAGAAAGCAGCCCAGACUACAACCCCUACCAAGGUGUUUCUCUUCCCCUUCAGCAAAAAGAAAACGGUGACUUGCCAGAAAGUUCAAGGGAUUCCCUGAGUGAAGAUGAAUGGAUGAAGAUAAUAGCUGAAGCUUUGAGACAGGCUGAAAAUGAGCCCCAGUCUGCCCCAAAGGAAAACAGGCCUUAUACUUUGAAUUCAGAAAAGAACUUUCCAAUGGACAUGCCUGAUGAUUAUGAGACUCAACAGUGGGCAGAGAGAAAGCUCAAGCACAUGAGAUUCCCUCCUAUGUAUGAAGAGAAUUCCAGGGACAACCCCUUCAAACGCACAAAUGAAAUAGUGGAGGAACAAUAUACUCCUCAAAAUCUUGCUACAUUGGAAUCUGUCUUCCAAGAGCUGGGGAAACUGACGGGACCAAACAACCAGAAGCGUGAGAGGGCUGAUGAGGAGCAAAAACUUUACACAGACGAUGAAGAUGAUAUCUACAAGGCUAAUAACAUUGCCUAUGAAGAUGUGGUUGGGGGAGAAGACUGGAACCCAGUAGAGGAAAAAAUAGAGAGUCAAACUCAGGAAGAGGCAAGAGACAGCAAAGAGAAUGCAGACAAAGCUGAGCAAAUCAAUGACGAAAUGAAGCGUUCCGGGCAGCUGGGCCUCCAAGAUGAAGAUCUCCGGAAAGAGAGUAAAGACCAACUCUCAGAUGAUGUCUCCAAAGUAAUUGCCUAUCUGAAAAGGUUAGUGAAUGCUGCGGGAAGUGGGAGGUCCCAGAAUGGGCAAACUGGGGAAAGAGCAACCAGGCUCUUUGAGAAACCACUUGAUCCUCAAUCUAUUUAUCAGCUGAUUGAAAUCUCAAGGAAUUUACAGAUACCCCCUGAAGACUUAAUUGACAUGCUCAAAACUGGAGAGAAGCCAGCAGAACCAGAGCAGGAGCUUGAGAUUCCUGUUGAACCUGAAGACAUCUCAGAGGUUGACUUAGACCAUCCAGAUCUGUUCCAAAAUAAGAUGCUCUCCAAGAAUGGCUACCCCAAAACACCUGGUCGUCCUGUGGCAGAGGCCCUACCGGAUGGGCUCAGUGUGGAGGACAUUCUAAAUCUUUUAGGGAUGGAGAGUGCUGGAAAUCCAAAGCCUCCAUAUUUUCCCAAUCAGUAUAACCGAGAGAAAGUUCUGUCAAGACUGCCCUAUGGUCCUGGAAGAUCUAAAGCUAACCAGCUCCCCAAAGCUGUCUGGAUGCCAGAUGUUGAAAACAGACAGAUGGCAUAUGAGAACCUGAAUGACAAGGAUCAAGAAUUAGGAGAGUACUUGGCCAGGAUGCUGGUUAAAUACCCUGAGAUCAUGAAUGCCAACCCCGUGAAGCGAGUUCCCAGUCAAGGCUCAACUGAAGAUGAUCGGCAGGACGAGAACCAAAUCGAGCAGGCCCUCAAAGAGCAUUUGAGUCAACACAGCUCUCAGGAGACUGACAAACUGGCCUCGGUAAGCAAAAGGCUCCCUGUAGGGACCCCGAAGAGUGAUGAUACCCCCAACAGACCGUACUUGGAUGAAGAUCUGUUAGUGAAAGUGCUGGAAUACCUCAACCAAGAAAAGGCAGAAAAGGGAAGGGAGCACAUUGCUAAGAGAGCAAUGGAAAAUAUGUAAGCAGCUUUCACUGAUUACCCUAUUUUCACUCCUCCCAUCCCAAGCAAACCCCAAUAUUUCUCUUUAGUGUGUUGACUUCUCUCUUGUUAACACUGUAAUACCUUUAAAUGCUGUACAGGCGGAUGAUUCCAUUUCACUGGAGCACCUGCUUCACUUACUCUGAACUGUUCUCUUGUGUAUGGGUAUGUGUAAAUGUUAUGAUUUCUGAAUAAAAAUAUUAAUCAUAGCCCUAAUUCAAGAAAGAUAUCUAUGAUAGUGUUUAAUAGUGUAUCUAAUAGCCGUGGCAUUGUUGAUGCUCACUUAUGAUAAAGAGUGUCCUAUAAGUCCCUUGAAAGUUUUUAAUAUUUACUGAAUUAUUUUGUUACUGUCUGUAGUGUUUUGUGGAGUACUGGAGCAAAAAAAAUAAAGCAUUAUAAAUAUAUAGUU